CUUGGAUUCACUAUAAAAUAAAUUAAUUGAAGUUUAUAGACACACAGAAGUAAUAUUGACAAUAUGAAGUCUACCGUUACUUUUAUAUUUAUUGCUGCUAUUACCACUUUGACAUCUGCACGCCCCACAUUCGACAAAAUUGCCGAAGCUUUGCUGGAAGUUGUUGACCCCAAUCCAUACUCGAGAUAUCCGUCAGGAUCCGCCAACUACCAACCGGGUUACCAUCAACACCAUCAUGAUCAUCAUUACUAUGGCAAUGGCGCCCAACCAGAUGGUUACUAUCAACAGCUUCAUGGGGGCUAUUAUCCCGCCCAAGUGUCAUAUGUGCAAGGACCAGGACCCUAUGCACCCGGACAUUACCCUCAACAGCAUUAUCCACAGGGGCACUAUGCACAUGGAAAUUACGGCGGCAACGGCUAUGUGCAUCCUGAACCGGCUCUAUCGGUGGGCAUUACUGCUGGCUAUGAGCCAUCAGGAUAUGCGCGGCAUCACUCAUAUAAACAACAUGGCUAUUAGCGGUAUUGACAACACACUUUUUUGAAAAUUACAAAGUCACUAUUUUAUUUAAAAUUUUCACAUUAAAAAAUAUUAGUAGAAAUCAUUUAAACACAAAUUUUUCAUAAAUGGUAUUAAUCAAACUUAGUUUAUUAAAAGUACAAUCACAAUGAAUUAAAAAGCAUUAGCGACUAGGCCAUCAGCUUUACGUAACAUAAGUAUUUAUAUAAUAACUAG
Anastrepha obliqua is the source of this 732-nucleotide messenger RNA. Its product is annotated as pupal cuticle protein Edg-91-like. Lineage: Eukaryota; Metazoa; Arthropoda; Insecta; Diptera; Tephritidae. The record is from RefSeq and is a predicted model, not a curated record. The coding region runs from base 64 to 516 and encodes 150 amino acids. The transcript has a single exon.